AUGGCCAUUGACUCCAUAUCAAAACAGGUAAUAACAAUAUUUCGUUUAACUGGGGUUUUAAAAAUUUCGUUUCAAAAUUCAAUGUUGAGGGUGUCAGGGAACAGACCCGCAUUCUUUAUUAAACGAAGACGAAAAAUUGCAUGUGCAAAUAUAUAUGACACUUGUAGUCUAUGCGAAGUAAAUGAAACUGUACUAUUGACUUAAAGUCACUUUUAUUAAAUCUUCAUGUUAACAGUAAUCACACCCGUAUAACACAGUAACAAAGUAUCGUUUUGUAUUAUUUUUACAUUAUUCAAUUUAGUCGUAUUUUAUAAAAUGUUAAAUAAUCUUGGUUACUUUACUGUAAAGAACAAAUUAACAUAUUAUGAUUUAUAGUUCUUCCAAGAAACGAUUAACAAAGAAGAAAGGUUAUGCAACAUCAUUCUACUCAAUCUAUUUGAAUCGGAUAAAAAUAAUGAUAAACUAAGAACAAAAGACUUACUAGCUGUUAUGAAAUCUAAAAUCGAACGUUUUUUAUUGUAUCGAUUAGGUAAACCAACUGGCCUACAGGUAGACAAGCCACGACCAAUAAAAAUCAAACUACGUGAUCAAUAUGAUGUAUUAUACCUUCUGCGUUCUCAAAAACAAUUACAGCCGUCAUCAACAUGGAAAGGGAUUCGGUUGUCGUCAGAUCGCACUGUGAUGCAAUGA
This is a messenger RNA of Cinara cedri, 690 nucleotides long. The record is from the annotation of a GenBank genome assembly. NCBI's taxonomy places the organism in Eukaryota, Metazoa, Arthropoda, Insecta, Hemiptera, Aphididae.